Molecule: messenger RNA, 579 nt
Organism: Quercus lobata
Lineage: Eukaryota; Viridiplantae; Streptophyta; Magnoliopsida; Fagales; Fagaceae
Product: zinc finger BED domain-containing protein RICESLEEPER 2-like
Exons: 2
Coding region: 1-579 (192 amino acids)
Source: RefSeq, a predicted model, not a curated record
AUGAGUUUGAAUACUUACCAAUUUGAUCAAGUUAGAGUGAGGAAUAAGCUUGCUCGUAUGGUCAUCCUACAUGAAUAUCCCCUUUCAAUGGUUGACCAUAUUGGGUUUAAAGAAUUUGUGGUUAAUCUUCAACCUAUGUUUAAACUUGUCACAAGAAAUACUUUGAAGAGUGGCAUUCUUAAAAUCUAUGAUAAUGAGAGGGAGAAAGCUUUAAAGAUGACGGACAAGAAUGGAAGUAGGAUGGCAAUUACAACUGAUAUAUUUGUUUAUGUUCCUUCUCCACACAAGAAAGAUGUCCUUGCUAAAGUCCUUGUUGAUUGUUUUUUAGAAUGGAACAUUAAUAGGAAGUUGUCCACAAUAACUGUUGAUAAUUGUAAUACUAAUGAUGUCAUGAUAAGACUUCUUUUGAAUAAGCUUGAUACUAGUUCUCUUAUGUUGGGUAGGUCUAUGUUGCAUAUGAGGUGUGCUGCACAUAUUUUGAAUUUGAUUGUUCAAGAUGUGUUGUCUCUUAUUGGUGAUGGUAUUGAAAAGAUUCGUGAUAGUGUGAUUUAUUGGACUGGAUCACCAAAAAGGAGGUAG